ACUCUAGCUCUAAUGUCUUUUACUGCACCAUAUCCUGCGAGCAUACGAAAAUAAGAGUCAGUCCAGUACUUGGGAUUCAGUUGCAAAACGUAAUAUUGGCUCCGUAUUCUAUGAGUUUUUAUAAUUAUAAGUUAUAGCCUCAGAAUAAUUGGCAUUUUUUUUAUCAAAAGCAUGAAAUGGAAAUGGGUUAGUACCAUAGGUGCACUAGAAAAGGACGAUGCCAAAGCAAUUUGAAUUGGGACCAUUGUCCAUCUUCGUGUUUGGUGUGGCAAGUCAGGCCUUUCUCGGGCACGUGAUUGGGGGCCUUUUAAGCUGAAAAAAAAAAAGAAAAAAAAGAAAGUGGGGUCCUUGUCAGUAGUCACCGAGAACCAAGCGGUCCAAGCCAAGUUUAGAUAAAUAUAGAGCAAGUUAUUUAUUCCGGCUUUAGUUUUCAGUCUUUUCUCGAUCUCUCUCUGUUGUUUUUCAAAAGCCUCCAACAUUCCAUGUGCGAUAUCUUUCCCACCCUUGUUCUUGCUCCUUUUUGACAUGGAAGAAUCUAUCUUUUAUCUAGAGAGAGAGAGAUGCUCAGUUCUAAUCAUGGAGGUGUUCUGGCAUUGCAUGUGCAUCAAUCACCCCUGCCCACUUGGAAGUUAUAUUACACUUUCAGUGUCCCCCUCCUCAAACCAAUCUUCAACAUACUCUCUCUCUCUCUCUCACACACACAUAUAUUCUUCUGCAAUUUUCUCGUUUCCUUAAUGUGAAAAGAAGACUUAGAAGCAGUUGAUAGCCACCAGAGAUGAGCAGCCUUGCACCUUGCAGCCGAUCUUGGUCCAUAAGCGAGGAUUCACUCAGAAGGUAUGUGCGCUUUGCAAGUGAGAGCUGCAUACAGGAGUUACUGUCAGCUUCAGACUCAAACAGGGCUGGUAAUGCCAAUGAUGGCUGGAAGGUUCUUACUCUUGAAAACGGAGUAGAGAUAUCCAAACGCAGGUCUGGGUCUUUUCACACAUUUCGCAGCCGUUGGCUGCUCAGAUCAGUAUCGCCCCAACAAUUCAUUACUGUUGCUAAUGCCAUUGAUGCUGCAAAGCAAUGGGACCCUGAUCUGGUGGAAGCCAGGUACAUAAAAGAUCUUGAGGACAAUCUUAGUAUCAUCCGGCUCAGGUUUGGUGAUAGCUCUAAGCCUCUCUUUAGGAACAGAGAAUUCAUAGUCUACGAGCGACGUGAAACCAUGGAAGACGGCACCCUGGUGGUAGCAGUUGCUUCACUGCCGAAGGAGAUAGCUGCUGGAUUGCAUCCAAAGCAAAAUAAUGCAAUCAGAGGACUUCUGCUUCAGUCAGGUUGGGUCGUGGAGAAACUUGAAGAUGACUCCUGCAUGGUCACUUACGUUGUUCAGAUCCUGCAGGAUGGCUGCCCAAGUGCUUUGUCAAUCGACUAAACACAAAGCUGGUUAUGAUCAUUGAAAACCUUAGGAAACUAGCUCAAGCUUGUCCCAUGGAAGGUGAUACAUAAUUGCAUCAAUGUGGAGUGGGAAAAGAACAGAGAUUAAUGCAUAUUGGUGGAACAAUUAUUCACCGAUCGAUAUUCCUGAUCGAUGCCUCUAUUUAGCACUCUCUUGAACUUGGAAUUUGCUUCUUUCAGCAUGAACGCAAGUGUGAAUAUUAGAACAUGCAUCAAUCUUCUGAUGUUCAGCAGGCGUGCAAUCAGUCUUAUAUAUGGGUUUUGUUUUGAACUAUGAAAAUUAUGAUUAAUACAA
Alnus glutinosa is the source of this 1729-nucleotide messenger RNA. RefSeq lists its product as uncharacterized. The record is from RefSeq and is a predicted model, not a curated record. The transcript has 5 exons. The coding region runs from base 776 to 1411 and encodes 211 amino acids. Lineage: Eukaryota; Viridiplantae; Streptophyta; Magnoliopsida; Fagales; Betulaceae. Gene Ontology annotation, molecular function: lipid binding.